ACACUCCAUGACGACUUGUACGGUAAUAUGAAGAGCAAGUAGACUCGUCUUUUGAACAGAUCAGAGGAAUUUGUAUGCGAGAAGCUUAUGUGGUGACUUCAUAAAUCUGUGUACGUAAAAUGAAGCAGUUGUCGAUUUUCUUUUUGAUUUAUGUCCUUAACAAUUGCAAAUGUGGACGUAUUUGCAACACCUUAGUGCUGACAAGUAGACUGACUAUGAAGAUCCCAGAGAGCUACACGUAUCUACUGGUUAACUCUGUAACAGCGAUGAAUUUAACUGAUUGUGCAUCUACAUCUGCCCUCACCUGGAACUGUGCGUCUUUCUUCUACCAGGAGGCAAACAACACAUGUCUCAUGUACAAAAGCAAAAUGUCAGCGUUAACUUUGAAAACGGAAUCAGGUUGGGUUGGAUUUGAAUUUCAAGGGCGGCCAAUGCCAGAAGUGACUUCAGCUUGUGAAUCCACAAAUGGUUAUACCUUCAACUCCGACGCCCAUAUGUGCUACAGGGUCCAGAAAACCCCAACCGUGACAUGGCAGGAUGCUGUUAAUGCAUGUAAAUCAGAGGGUGGUAUCAUGGUCAAGCUGAACACAACUGAGAAGAAACGAGUCCUUGAAGGCUACCUUUCACCUGUGCACAACAAGUAUUUUCUUGGGGCAACGGAUACCAUCGUUGACGGAGUGUGGCGAUGGGAGUCGGAUGAUACAGUUGUUACCUGGCUGGAUAAAACGGGCUCUGACGACUGUAUGAGAAUGAAACUUGACACUGACAACUCAGUCGUAUACGACGAUGACGAAUGCGACGAUAUGAAUGGUUUCUUUUGUGAAAUUUUUGUGUAAUGUGCCUGAACAGAUAAGGUAUGACAGCGUGUUCAUGGUGAAUAAUUACCUUUCCUUUGCAUGUGUUUGUAAUGGGUGCCAUUGGUAGACAAGCAACGCUUGCCAUUUCGCGAACACUUGAUAUCAUCAUGAUUUGUUUGUGGUUCACAAGCACAUGUUGCCAUAGUUUGGUUUUUUUGUGUUCGCUGUUUAACGCCGCAGUCAGCAAUAUUCCAGCUAUAUGGCGGCACUCUGUAAAUAAUCGACACUGGACGAGACAAUCCAGUGAUCAACAACAGUAGCGACCUAUGUAAUAAGGAAACUAUAAGUUAUCGAGUCUGACCUUCCGAUCCCGUUUGUCGCUUCUUACCACAAGCACCAAUUCUAACCCGAAUCUUCACGGGUGUUGUCAUAAUCGGAAUGGUUCAAUGUACUUGAUUCUGGAGUCCCCAUGGUCCCUAGUAUGGUGAUCUACCUUCUGUUGUUGGCGAUCUA
Haliotis rubra (blacklip abalone) is the source of this 1310-nucleotide messenger RNA. RefSeq lists its product as uncharacterized. The transcript has 4 exons. Lineage: Eukaryota; Metazoa; Mollusca; Gastropoda; Lepetellida; Haliotidae. The coding region runs from base 120 to 836 and encodes 238 amino acids. The record is from RefSeq and is a predicted model, not a curated record.